AUGUUUGACAUCAAAUUAAAUGUGCCCCUUAAAGAGGCAUUAGGUGAAUUAAAGGAGAAAGCUAAGGACCCACUUCGAAAAGAAAUCGAUACCUUAUUAAACAAUGGAUACAUUCCGAUGAAGACGCUUUUAAAAUAUCACUCUGAAUACUGGAAGAACCAAAUACCAAUGAGACAAUUACUCAAUCCAAUAGAGUUCCAAUUUAAAGAGAAAUACCAACCUGGGUCCACUUAUUCCCCAGAAUUCAAGAAACAAUUAGAAACAUUGAAAUUAAAGCAAGAGGAAUUAGACUAUCAAAAUAUGAUUAAAAAUGAAAGGAAAACUUUGCAAAUCAUUAAAGAAGAGGGAGAAACUUUGACCCCAGCUCAGAUGAAUAAGCAAAUAAAAGAACAAGUGACCACCAUUUUCAAUAUUUUUGUUAGUGUCAUAUCUGUCGUAUUCGCUAUCUGGUAUUGGACUGGUACGUCGGCACAUAUGCCUGUUCAUUACCGACUACUACUUUGUAUUUUUACAGGUAUUCUAGUACUGGUUGCAGAAGUUGUAGUUUAUAACAGUUAUCUAACAAAAAUUGAUUUGGCAAAAUCACAAGAGAAAAAGAAGAAAGAACAGAAAAAGGUCCUUAAGAAGAUUGUUCUGUGA
Molecule: messenger RNA, 639 nt
Organism: Naumovozyma castellii
Lineage: Eukaryota; Fungi; Ascomycota; Saccharomycetes; Saccharomycetales; Saccharomycetaceae
Gene: VPH2
Product: Vph2p
Exons: 1
Coding region: 1-639 (212 amino acids)
Source: RefSeq, a predicted model, not a curated record